Olea europaea var. sylvestris is the source of this 567-nucleotide messenger RNA. RefSeq names its product copper-transporting ATPase RAN1-like. Gene Ontology annotation, molecular function: nucleotide binding. Bases 135 to 539 code for a protein of 134 amino acids. NCBI's taxonomy places the organism in Eukaryota, Viridiplantae, Streptophyta, Magnoliopsida, Lamiales, Oleaceae. The transcript has 2 exons. The record is from RefSeq and is a predicted model, not a curated record.
UUAUAAAUUUCUAAGACUUAUUUAUUUACCAGGCUAGCAGCGAACACCCUCUGGCUAAGGCAAUUCUUGAAUAUGCCCGCCAUUUCCAUUUUCUUGACGUACCUUAUGCUACCAAGGAUGGUCAAAGCAACAGGAUGGAGUCUAAUUUCUCUGGCUGGCUUCUUGACGUCUCGGAUUUCACUGCUGUGCCUGGAAGAGGUGUGCACUGCUUUAUAGAUGGAAAACAGAUUUUGGUUGGUAAUCGAAAGUUGCUGACUGAAAAUCGAGUGGAUAUACCAAGCCAUGUGGAGGAAUUUGUUGUAGAUUUGGAAGAAAGUGCCAGGACUGGAAUACUUGUGGCAUAUGAUAAAAAUCUAAUUGGUGUUCUUGGGGUGGCAGAUCCAUUGAAGAGGGAAGCUGCUGUUGUAGUAGAGGGUCUCAUGAAAAUUGGUGUGAAUCCUAUUAUGGUUACCGGUGAUAAUUGGAGAACUGCUCAGGCUGUUGCUAAGGAGGUAUAUACCUUCUUUCCCUUCUUUUGUCGUAAUUGUGGUUUUUCCUGACCAGAAAAAUGAGAGAGGAAGAGAAGGG